AUGUCGUUCUCAAGAUCCUCGAAGGACCUCCUCGCCCUCUCCCGUCAAUUGACGCGGGCACCUCGCCACAGCCAUGCUCCCCGCUGUGCAUCGCUGCGCGGAGCCUUUCCGGCGCACUCCAGAACGAUCGCCUCGUACACAGCGCCGUAUCAGGCCAGUGCGGUUUCGGUGAUACAGAGCAAUGUGGACGCGACGAGCGACGAGUUCAAAGAGAACGAGCGGCUCAUGGCGGAGGCCAUGACGAGGUUGGAGACGCUCACGCGGGCGGCCCAGCAGGGAGGCUCGGCCAAGGCGCGAGAGAAGCAUCUUGCACGGAAAAAGAUGCUGCCCAGAGACAGAGUCGCGGCCUUGAUUGAUCCGGGAACCACGUUCAUGGAGCUUUCCCCGCUGGCCGGCCACGAGCUGUACCCGGAAGCUGAUGUGCCCGCCGGUGGCAUCAUCACCGGAGUGGGUGUGGUCGAGGGUGUCACCUGCAUGAUUGUUGCCAACGACAGCACCGUCAAAGGCGGGACAUACUAUCCCAUCACGGUUAAGAAGCACUUGCGAGCGCAGGCCGUUGCCCAGGAGAACAAGCUGCCUUGUAUAUACCUGGUCGACUCUGGCGGCGCAAACCUUCCACACCAGUCCGACGUGUUUCCUGACCAGAAUCACUUUGGGCGCAUUUUCUACAACCAGGCUCGCAUGAGUUCGCAAGGCAUUCCCCAGGUUUCGGUGGUCAUGGGCUUGUGCACGGCGGGCGGGGCCUACGUGCCGGCAAUGAGCGACGAGAACAUCAUCGUCGAGAAGCAAGGACACAUCUUCCUGGCUGGACCACCGCUUGUAAAGGCUGCCACUGGCGAAGAGGUGUCCGCCGAGGAGCUUGGUGGCGGUGAGAUGCACACCUCUGUGUCGGGAGUUUCGGACUAUCUUGCUGUCAACGACGCGCAUGCCGUCGUCCUGGCGCGGAGAUGCAUCAGCAAUUUGAACUGGCCCAAGAAAGCUGCGCCGCCAGAGGCAUCUUAUUCCGAGCCUCUGUAUCCAGAGUCGGAACUGCUCGGCAUCGCGUCUACAAAUCUGCGAAAGCCUCUCCCGAUCCACGAGGUCAUUGCACGUAUCGUAGACGGAUCUCAUUUUUCCGAGUUCAAGCGCGAUUACGGCUCAACGCUCGUUACCGGCUUUGCCAGUAUAUACGGUCACAAGGUUGGUAUAGUGGCGAACAAUGGCAUCUUGUUUGGCACUUCUGCCCAGAAGGGUGCACACUUCAUUGAGCUCUGCGCCCAGCGAGGCAUCCCCCUCGUGUUCCUUCAGAACAUCAGCGGCUUCAUGGUGGGCAAGGAGGCCGAAAGAGACGGCAUCGCCAAACACGGCGCCAAACUGGUAACAGCAGUGGCUUGUGCUGACGUGCCCAAGUUCACCGUCGUGGUUGGCGGCAGCUACGGAGCAGGCAACUAUGGCAUGUGCGGAAGAGCAUACAGCCCGAGAUUCAUGUGGAUGUGGCCCAACGCCAAGAUAGGCGUCAUGGGAGGAGAGCAGCUGGCCAAUGUCAUGGAGACGGUGGGACAGAAGGCAGACCCAGAACUGAGGGAUAGGAUAGAGCGGGAGAGCGACGCUGUCUACUCAUCGGCGCGGCUCUGGGACGAUGGAGUGAUUCCGCCGCAGCACACACGAAGAUAUCUCGGCCUGGGUUUGAGGGCGGCACUGUCGGGUAAGAAUGAGGUGAAGCCCGGAGACACAAGGUUUGGAGUUUUCAGAAUGUAA
Molecule: messenger RNA, 1737 nt
Organism: Neoarthrinium moseri
Lineage: Eukaryota; Fungi; Ascomycota; Sordariomycetes; Amphisphaeriales; Apiosporaceae
Exons: 3
Coding region: 1-1737 (578 amino acids)
Biological process (GO): L-leucine catabolic process
Cellular component (GO): mitochondrion; methylcrotonoyl-CoA carboxylase complex
Molecular function (GO): methylcrotonoyl-CoA carboxylase activity
Source: RefSeq, a predicted model, not a curated record